CAACUCUCCCGCUACACCAACUUCUCAACCACCUUUGUCGCAUACCUUUAAACUCAUCGCAUUGUAAUCGCGACCAUGGCAGAUUCAUCGCGACGCCCGCGAAGACCCGACAGCAAGCAAAUGUGGGACGAAUUAGAUCGUCGCGCACCUAUACCACUACCAACCCGAGAACGAGAUGAGCCGCGACGAGACGACCGACGAGACGACAAGAGAAGAUAUCGAAGUCGGUCGCCGCGUCGCGAUCAUCGAGGUGGCAGAAGAGAAGCUAGAGAACGUGGAGGACGUAGAGAUGAUAGAGAUCGCGAUGGUCCUAGAGACCGAGGUAUGUUCGCACCAAUGUUUGCGACUUUACCAUUCCGAACCAAAUCUAAUACUGUUUCUGAUGAAGAUAAAGGGCGCGAUUUCCGAGGUGCUAGAGGAGGUGGCAGACGGGACGAUGACAGAAAUCGGGACCAGGAUGGGGCUAGAGAACGAGGUAUGUAUGAGCCAGCGGAAAAGAUUUUGCCACAUAGAAGCAGAUCUGACACUGUGCGCUGCGAAGACCACGGACGGGAUUCUCGAGAUAAGCCACGGGAGAGGUCGAGAGAUCGGGAUUGGGAUCGUAGAGGAACCAGAAGUCGAAGUCCAAGACGAGAUCCGAGAGACGGCAGAAGAGAUGCUGAUAAGGAGGUCAUGGUCGAGGGCGGGGGAGAGAAGAGCAAAUCUGUCAAGCUUGAGGAGGGUGAUACCAAGAGUCGAACGACUACUCCGCCUGUGAGCUUCAAGGUUGGCGUAUCUGGAGCACAGGAUCACGAUCGGAUGGACAUGGACUCGGGCAGGGGAAAGGGAAAAUCAGCAGAUGCAGAUCUCGAGGACGACGAUGAGAUUGUCAUUGAAGACGACGGGAUGGCAGCUAUGCAGGCUAUGAUGGGUUUUGGAGGCUUUUCGACUACGCAUAAUAAGAAGGUUCCUGGCAACGACAUCUCUGCGGUUCGGAAGGAGAAGAAGACGGAGUAUCGACAAUAUAUGAAUCGGGUGGGUGGAUUCAAUAGGCCGUUGAGUCCUACGAGAGACUCGUAA
Molecule: messenger RNA, 1059 nt
Organism: Hymenoscyphus albidus
Lineage: Eukaryota; Fungi; Ascomycota; Leotiomycetes; Helotiales; Helotiaceae
Source: the annotation of a GenBank genome assembly